This is a messenger RNA of Lithohypha guttulata, 1467 nucleotides long. RefSeq lists its product as uncharacterized. Bases 1 to 1467 code for a protein of 488 amino acids. NCBI's taxonomy places the organism in Eukaryota, Fungi, Ascomycota, Eurotiomycetes, Chaetothyriales, Trichomeriaceae. The transcript has 2 exons. The record is from RefSeq and is a predicted model, not a curated record.
AUGGCGCCAGCGUCCACUUCUGAACGUUACAGGAUCUUACUGGCGAUAUUGGUGGUCGUGACACUGCCUAUUACAACUUGCCUUCUGUGGUUCAACUAUGCUGCUGUUGUGCUGGUUGAACAACGAAAGAGGUUAACAGCUUCUAAGCUAAGGCAACCGGAGAAUAGAACAAUUCUGAUCACGGGCACUGAUAACGCCUUCGGCCUGAAUCUGGCUCGUGCUUUCCACAAAGCUGGCUACAAGGUGAUCGGGGCAGACUCCAGGGCUGGAUCACCAUCAAGUAUCGCGAAACGAUCCCGGGCUGUUUCUAAACACUAUGACCUACCACGGCGGUUUGCCGGAGAUGAGGCUCCCUAUGUGGCACGCUCCCUGUUCGUGAUAGCUCGGAGAGAAGCGCCAUGCCUUUGGAUCGACUGCUCGAAUGACCUGAGUCAAGAGAUCGUUGCGGAUGCUCGGUCAGAAAUCGAAAGUGGCAUGUCAUGCAAAUGUCUGGUCCUCGACAGCACAAUCAGUGAUCGGCUCUCGAAGCGAGAUACUCUUCUGGAGUUGCUCAGCACGAAUGGUCUUCCAAGUCCGGAGUUCCACAAGGUAAAGAGUCGCGCUCAGAUACACAAAAUAUUGAACCAUGCUCCAGGUCAGAAAAAGUACCUCCUUGGUUCACCAGAACGGGAUGGGUCACCCACUCCUCGUACAUUGCUCCCACAACGAACUCUGAGCCAAACAUACAAUAAAGUUUCUUUAGUCAAAGUUGCCGAGCAAUCGCCUAUGGUCCUGGAGGAGUCGACAGAAUCGCUCAAAAUCUACCAGUGUCUGGCUGUUGUGGUUCGUGGCAGUGUCGAUUUCUUUGUGGCUCGUCCUAAGUCGGAGCUGCGCCAUGAGCCACUCUUGCCAGACUCUGGACUCUGGCGAGCAAUGCGAACAUACACUAACUCCAUGGCACGCUUGUUGGAUCUCUCGUCCAGCCACCUGGUUCUGCACUUUGGCCUGAACGAACAGGUGACACAAGCGGGUGUGUUACAACAAAUUCUUCUUAUCGAAUGCAACACACGUGUGGACCCAACCUUUGUGCUCUCCAUAGCACGAAAAGAUUUCGAUGAUCUAUCGAGAGUUUAUCGGACCCUGCUGGAGAGCCAUACCAAUGGAAACAUCAAGUCGUCAAGUGGCGAUUUUGCGAAGUCGGCAAUCACUUUUACGGCUGACCAGUCACGGAUUUCGAGGCAGCAAUACCUCCUUCCAGACGAGUUGAUAACACAGCUGAUCAGGCCAUGCAUAGAAUUCAUAUAUCAUCCUACCAGGCCUCGGCAUGUGUUGAGCUCUUUGUACAUUUUUAUGUACAGAUUGUUGCUAUGGGAUGAAGCAUACUACGACUUCUGGGAUCCUUUGCCCGCAUUCUGGCAUUACUCACUUGCGUUUCUAUGGAAGACCUUUCUACGUAUAUUGAAGAGCGGCGUUGCGAAAGCCGCAUGA